ACUGUACACAUAGGUAAACGGAAACAUAAAAAGAAAAAGGAAAAAAAGGAAAAAAAGAAGAAGAAAGAAAAAACUCGUAAAAAGAAGAAAAAGAAGAAAACAUCUAGCUCAAGUGAGUCUGACGAUAUUGAAGAAUCUGAGAGUUGGGUUGAAAAAAAAAAACAAGAGGAAGAGGAGGAAGACAUAGGUCCUUUGCCGAAGACUCAUGUUCAGUUGUCUGCAAAAGAUUAUGGGAAAGCCUUAUUGCCAGGCGAAGGGGCUGCAAUGGCGGCUUAUGUAGCUGAAGGUAAAAGAAUUCCAAGGCGAGGUGAAAUAGGACUCACUAGUGAACAAAUACAGGCAUUUGAAGCAGUUGGCUAUGUAAUGAGUGGAAGCAGGCAUCGUCGUAUGGAGGCUGUCAGGCUUCGCAAAGAAAAUCAGAUAUACAGUGCAGAUGAAAAGCGUGCUUUAGCUAUGUUUAACAGAGAAGAAAGACAGAAAAGAGAAACAAAAAUAUUGUCUCAGUUUAAAGAGAUGAUUAAAGCAUCAACUACACAUGACUAGUUUUGUAUUAUUAGUUUGUUAAAUAAAAUCGAUUUUAAAUAUCAGAAAA
Messenger RNA from Stegodyphus dumicola, 592 nucleotides. RefSeq lists its product as uncharacterized. Gene Ontology annotation, molecular function: chromatin binding. Gene Ontology annotation, cellular component: nucleus. Lineage: Eukaryota; Metazoa; Arthropoda; Arachnida; Araneae; Eresidae. The record is from RefSeq and is a predicted model, not a curated record. Gene Ontology annotation, biological process: regulation of gene expression.